AAGUACAAUUAUUAAUUGUGUACAUAUAACAUUGUAAAAAAGACAAUUAAUUUAUUGGCACAAAGUCAAGUCCCAACUAGGUUAACACUUCAACGGUUACAAAAAAUUGAGAGUGGAAAAUGUCGUCAUAGUUCAUAGGUGUACGUCCAAAUUAUUUUUGUAUUUUUCUUUCGUUGGAAAGAGACAAAUGAUGGGUUGCCGGAUUAGGGCCAGCCAUAGAUAUGAUCAAUCUAUCACUUCACGAGGGAAAUUUUAGAUCCCAAAGUUUUAUGAAAUGAUUUCACUACACUUGAGCUCAAAGAUAUUCAUGUUUGGUUUGAUAAGUUGUUCUACUAAUUACAUCGACAUAUCAUAAACAAAAGUUCAAAGUAUACCUCUAAUAUUUUUCUUUAGAAAUCCAUCUUCUUUUCAUCUCAACCUCAGUUCAAGUAGCCUUCUCCUCUCGUUAUUCAAACUCGUCUACAACUAGAGCAUAGUACGUAGUUACUGUAGUAUAUAUGUCGAACACAAUUGUAGGGCAAACUAACCAAAUUUUAUUGACGUUGAAAAACAUAAAAUAGUGUGAUCUUGGCCACAAGACUCGGCCUUUAAUCAACAACCCUAACUCCAGCAACCUUGGUUUUCAGCACCCAUGAAUCUCUAACAACCAACUUGAAUUCCUAAUGAGCUGAAAGCUCUCAACAACCUUAACCCACUACACAUGACUCAAAUGCAAAUAAAUUAAAACAUAAGGACCUAACACAGGUAAUUUAAAAACGACACAGUCCCCCCCCCCCCCCCCCCCCCCCCCGCAAAGUCGGAUGAUUAAUCGAGAGUCACAAACAAAUUGAAAGAAAAGUGCGGGAGUCGACCAAUAGUCGAACUCCCGAUGAGAGGGCCUUUUGUGCCACAUGAUGGGCAACCCUAUUGAGUUGACGAGAAACAAAACAGUGCAAAACACUGGUGUAAGAAGACGCCAAGCUCCUAGCGUCCUCCAAAAUAGCGCCACCCUGAACAUGAUGCAUAUCUGUUGCAUGAAACCCGACAAAACCAAUACUACCUCCUUGACCACGCUUGGUAGCACCAUCAAACCAGACGUUGAUAACGGCCGCGGAGCCUGAAGUCGUAGGUGUGACUCUGGUAACAUGUGAAGGGGUAGUAGCGGCAGAAACAUAGAAGUUUAACUACAGAUACAUAUACCCUUCUUUGAACUUUAGAUUUGACGCCAUGACUCUAAUCCUUAUGCAACAAGGAUUCAUUUUCCAAUCGUUACCUAUUCAAACUACACUAUCAAAGAAUGUAAAUGAUGUUAGUUAUAUUGUGAACAUAGAAGUUAGUUUACCACGAGUAAAUUGCACCUUAUCAAUAUAUCCGAUGAUAGAUAACAAUUUUGUUCAUACUCAAAGAACUCGGGUAAAACAAAGCCAUAUGUUGUGUAUAAUGGCGAGCCCAACUCUUGCAGAACUUACCACUAAGUGUAGCCCAACUCUCACUAGAGCCCAAAUGAAAGCCAGCUUACCACUAAGUGGAGCCCAAAUGAAAGCCGCUAAAGCUCCUGCCGGUCUCUGCUUGAAAACGCCAGAACAACAGACGAUUUACUUGUACCCGCGGCAGAAACCCCGGCAAAAACCUCUGUAGUUUGACUUCAAGUCAAGGCCAGGAGCUCUUCUCGUAAGGAAACCAGUAGAACCCUAACAAUGUCGGUAAUCGGCAUUCCCCAAACGCAGAUCCACAGACUCCCGCAGUCCAAGUACGUCGACGCGAUCCGAUGGCUUCCUUCCGUCUCCCCGCUCCAGCAAUCCGCCAUCGUGGCCUUCUUCGACACAGACGCCGACUCUCCAUCUCUGGAAGUCCACUCCCUGGACCAAGAAUCGAAGGCGCUCGACCUCGUCUCCUCGUGGGCUCCUCCCUCCCGCAUUUCCUCGCUGAAGUCGACUCACGCGUUCGCCGUCGCCUCCACCGUCUCCGGGUCACUCCACGUCUUCAGCGCCACCGAAGCGCAGGACCCCUCGUCGGCGUUUCGGUCGGAGGUGUCUGUAGCCGCGGAUGGGAAAGGGUUUCAUAUGGGGCGGAUCAACGGGGUGGAUUUGAUGGACGGCGGGAGCAACGAGUGCGUCAGCGUUGGGGAGGACGGGAGGGUGAAUUUGGUUAGGGUUUUGGAUGGGAGUUACAGGAAGGUUUUCGAUGGGAACGGUUUGGUUUCGUAUACGGCGGUGAAGUGGGCUUCGCCGACCGAGUUUGUGACCGGAGGGUGUGGGUUCGGGCUGCAGUGGUGGGACCUCCGGCGGCCUGGCUCUGCUGUUGCUCAGUUCAAAGGGAACUUGGAGAAGGGAAGAACUUCUGGGAUCAUACAUUCUAUUGAUGUUCAUCCGUCUAGGAAGCACACCUGUCUGGCUGGAGGUUCUGCAGGAACUAUAUUCGCUUGGGACUUGAGAUACCAACAGCAACCCAUUAUCCUCUCAGGAACUGGUAGUGAUACUGCAGCUCAGUCAUUAUCUGAGAGCGAGGUUUGGGAGGUUCAGUACGACUCCUAUACUAAGUCUUCAAUCAACAAUUUCUCAUCCUCGAAACUCCUGCCUGCCAUGUUCUGCUCAGAAGAUGGGAUCCUUGGAGUCAUUGAGCAAGGCGAAGAACCUACAGAGCUUAUGGCAGAACCAUGUGCCAUCAACAGCUUGGACAUUGAUCGACAAAACCCUUCGGAGGUAAUUUGUAGUUUGGAAUGGGAAUCCAUAGCCAUAGUAUCAAGGCCUUAAAAUGGGCACAGAUGAUGCCAUUUCGGUCGAGAUCCUCCCCAGUAUGGAACCUUCCGCAGGCAACCAGCGACCAGCAUGGCCUCUUCCAGCUGAAGAUUCUUCCCAAGCUUUUCAGUUUCUUCUGUCCAUGAAAUGUCGAGGAUUUCAAAACAAAUCCAUCUUGUAAUGAAGAAUCCGAAGCCUACCCAAUGUAAUUUUAAUUGUUCUCUUGUGAAAAGAACAGUCUUUUUUUCCAGAAAAAUCGUAAUGUUUGGUAAUCUUUAUUCUACUCGAAUUGGAUGUAAAUUACAAUAGAAGAUCACUAUCAAGAUAGUCAUUUUGCACAACUCAUAGGGAAAGUCCUAGAAUGCAGCAAAAUAAAAGUUUUGAGGACUA
This is a messenger RNA of Linum trigynum, 3107 nucleotides long. The record is from the annotation of a GenBank genome assembly. NCBI's taxonomy places the organism in Eukaryota, Viridiplantae, Streptophyta, Magnoliopsida, Malpighiales, Linaceae.